This is a messenger RNA of Mizuhopecten yessoensis (Yesso scallop), 943 nucleotides long. RefSeq names its product phosducin-like protein 3. Bases 179 to 895 code for a protein of 238 amino acids. The transcript is spliced from 6 exons. Gene Ontology annotation, cellular component: cytoplasm. The record is from RefSeq and is a predicted model, not a curated record. Lineage: Eukaryota; Metazoa; Mollusca; Bivalvia; Pectinida; Pectinidae. Gene Ontology annotation, biological process: protein folding.
UGGUGUUUCCCCAGUUCCCUUAUAAGGAAGUAUUCAUAACCCACGUUUCCCAGAUUAAAUGACUAAACGUACAUUUUGAGAAGUGACAGCAUCGAUCAGGGUAGAUAUAUAUUGAGGAGCUGGAUAUUAAUAGAAGACUCAUAGUAACAUCCGAGAACUGAAACAUAUCUACAACAAGAUGCAGGAUCCAAAUGCUGAUACAGAGUGGAAUGAUAUUUUGAGGGCAAAAGGAAUCAUCCCAGAGAAGGAACAGGAAGUUACAGAAGAUGAUGUCGUCAGUAUGUUGGAACAGACAAUCCAGGAUAAGGCAAAGGGGAAAGACUUAUGUGAUAUGUCACUGCAAGAGCUUGAUGACAAAGAAGAUGACAUCGAUGACGAAGAAGAAAGGAUAUUUGAAGCAUACAGGAGACAAAGAAUUGAAGAAAUGAAAGCUUCAGCAGCCAAGUCAAAGUUUGGAAAUGUGCUGGAGAUUAGCAAAGAAGACUGGGUCAGGGAGAUCAACAAGGCUGGGGAUGGAAUCUGGGUCGUCCUCCAUGUCUACAAACCAGGGGUUCCACUGUGUACAUUAUUGAAUCAACACAUUCUUGAAUUAGCCAGAAAAUUCCCAGAAGUCAAAUUUGUGAAAAGUGUGUCGAGUGUAUGCAUUCCUAAUUAUCCAGACAAAAACUUACCCACCAUUUUUGUGUACCAUGAAAAUGAAAUGAAGAAACAGUGGGUGGGACCACAUAAUUUUGGAGGCAUGAACUUUAAAAAAGACGAACUUGAAUGGAUGUUAUCACAAAAUGGAGUAUUAAAAACCGACCUUGAAGGUCCCCCGAGGCAAGGAGUGGAUGAUGUGAUGAGUCGGGCAGUUAGGGAGAGUGCAAUAGACAGCGACGAUGAGAACGAUUGGUAGAACAUAAACGCAGCAUAGGUUUUUUAAUAAAUUUUAUAUUAAUCAGAA